UCCCUCCCGUCCCUCUGCGCUGCUUUCCUUUACUCUCCGCCACACACAGGUUUGAAAUCCCUAAGCAGGAAUGCAGAGCUUCGUCUCAUGUCUUCAUUUUGCAAACGGGGGCGGCUGCUGCUGCUGCUGCUACCGGCAGAGGGGACGGUAGCGCUAACCAGAAUAUCUGCUUGCUUUUCCCAUAGAUUUGGAGAAACCCCCCUCCCUCUUCUCCUUCCUUCCUGACUCCCACCCACCAAUUUGGAAUUGAAAAAAAUGAUUAAUCAGAUGGCGACUGUUUUUAUCCUCUUGCCCAGGAAAAAAAGAGAGCAGAGGAGGCGAGGCUGACGUUGGCCGAGAGAGAGAGAGAGGGGGGGAGGGAGGCGUGUGAAUAGUGGCCGGCGCCAGCGUUACGCGUCUUGCUCUCCAGUAAACAUUAACCAGGUGGUGUUUGUGUGCGCAUUUCUGCGAGGCUGCUCCUUCCUCACUCAAACCAGCGGCUGCGUCGCCUCUGUGCGAAACACCACAAUAUGCAGCCGAGAAUCCUCAGGCUUCACCUCCGUCCUUUAAAAACUUGAUCCCACCGGGAGGGGGGGAGGGUUGGGGAGAGCGCGGGGCUUUCCUUCCCGUCCAGAUCCCUCUCCAGCCAGCCCCCUCCCCAUACCUUCUGCAUCCCUCUCCUCCCCGCGCACUGCCCUUUUCCUGUGCGUAAAUGUGAGGUCUGGGUAUUUUUUUUUCGGACCCACCCUCCCUGUACCCCUCCUGUGUCUGCUCAGUGGCUUUGAACGCCGCCUCCCCCCCCGCUCCCCAAACUCUUCUGGCCAAGCAGUUCCUGCUCCCUCCCAUCGCUCCCCUGCCGGUUGCGCUCUCUUCUCUCUGUGUCCCUCCUUCUCUUCCUCGUUCUGCUCUCCCUCUCUCCCCCCAUCCUGCCUCCGCCCGAGUGCGCUUUCGGAGAAGGGGGAGAGAGAGAGAGCUCACGGAGGGGUCCCCCGCUUUUGCAGCCGCGGCGUUUCCAUCGCCACUUCUGCCUCGCUCCUUCAUGGCUGGGAACGAAUGGGACUGGUUUCAGCGGGAGGAGCUGAUCGGACAGAUCAGCGACAUCAGAGUCCAAAAUCUCCAAGUGGAAAGGGAAAAUGUGCAGAAAAGGACUUUUACCCGAUGGAUAAAUCUACAUUUGGAAAAGUGCAGCCCCCCUCUGGAAGUGAAAGAUUUGUUGGUUGAUGUUAAAGAUGGCAAAAUUUUGAUGGCUCUGCUGGAGGUUCUCUCUGGGCAAAAUCUGCUGCAUGAAUACAAGCCCUCGACCCAUCGUAUUUUUCGACUGAACAAUAUUGCAAAAGCCCUCAAGUUUUUGGAGGACAGCAAUGUGAAGCUGGUUAGCAUUGAUGCAGCUGAAAUAGCAGAUGGAAACUCUUCCAUGGUCCUGGGCCUGAUAUGGAACAUAAUCUUGUUUUUUCAGAUUAAAGAGCUCACAGGCAACCUCAAUAGGAACUCCUCGUCUUCCAGCCUGUCAUCGGGACCCAGUGGCCCUGAUUCAGACACCUCUCAUCCCAACACGCCUAAUGUCGAAAGAAGCAUGUCUGUCUCAGUGAAGGACCAGCGAAAAGCAAUCAAGACCCUUUUGACAUGGGUCCAAAGGAAAACAAGAAAGUAUGGGGUUGCCGUUCAGGACUUUACCAGCAGUUGGCGAAGUGGCCUGGCUUUCUUGGCCAUAAUCAAAGCAAUAGAUUCAAGCUUGGUAGACAUGAAGAAAGCUUUGGAGAAAUCACCCCGGGAGAAUUUAGAGGAUGCAUUCACUACAGCACAUAACCACCUAGGUAUUCCAAGACUUCUGGAACCAGAAGACAUCAUGGUUGAGUCGCCCGACGAUCAGUCCAUUGUGACCUAUGUGGCACAGUUUUUGGAACAUUUCCCAGAGCUGGAAGGGGAAGAUUUUUCAGAUCCGGAUAAGGACUUUGCAGCUGAAUCUCCUUUCCAUGUCAAAGAGACACCAGGGGAAGAAAAUCAAGGGAAGGUUUUGAUUUUGAAUGAGAAUGGGAAGCACACCUAUACCGGUCACCUGGACAGAAGCCAGUCUUCACCUCCAAAAAUCCAUAUUCCUAGUUCACCCCUUAAUCCAGAGAACCCAAGUUUUCAUAUAGCAAAUGAGGAGAUUAAUGACCAUCUGCAGCAGCCACUAUCAGAUCAUUCAGAGACUUCUACAGAAGGACCUCAGAGGCCAAGCUCUCUGCCAAUAACAGAGCCUGUUGAUUAUCAGUCCAAUUCUGUUGCCGAGAUUCUUGCCAAUAACGUAAACGGCUCUGAAGGGGAUCAGCUGAGUAUGUCCGAUUCACCAUCCCAGAGCGAUGACCUUCCGCCAAGCUCACCUCCAUAUUGCAAACAUUCUGUUGAACCUGCUGACUCUUCGGGAGUCGACCCCGAAGAAUUCAGCAAGAACAAGCCAGCCACUAAAACAAAAGAAUCAUCUGAUGGAAAGGCUUGCUCUUCCCCUCUACCUGAAAAUGUACUGGAACAUCUGACAACGGAACUUGAACAUCCAAUUCCAACUGCUGAUGAGAAAGAGACCACAAAGAAAUAUAUAUUAGAAUUGUUGAACAAGGAAAUAUCUAAGCUCCCAGUAAAAUAUGACUGUGCAAUGCAGUCUUCUUCUGUAAAGGAAGGACAUGCUACUCACCAGGAAACAAGUAGACCUGAUUUCAAGGAUUAUUCAGAAGAGUGUUACCCAAUGGAACGUUUUUCUCCGGUUAGAAACACUCCCAAGAGCCUAGAUAUUACUAAUGAAGACAGCUCGGUGGGUGAAAUGACGCCAAACCCUUCCAAAAUCUCCAUAAUCCCUCAUGACCUCUUCUAUUACCCCCAUUAUGAUGUUCCCAUAUCGGCCGUCUUGGAUGCUUUUGCUACCCCCGGCGCAGACCAUACCCUCUUGGAAAACAACAAGAUCUGCGCUGAGCUUUUAGUAAACUGUUUGGCAGAGAAAGAGUUGCUUGACCAAAACGCUGAGAAGGACAUUUCAAAGGCAGGCCUACACACGAGUAAGGCAGCACCAACGCACUUGGAUGAUAAAAGCCCAGAGAAGCAGAAAAAAGAUGCUCGUGGUCACACCAAGGCUUCCCUCAACAAGGCUGCUGCAGAAGGGAAGAAGAAUGUGAUACUCAACGCAAACAGCGUGGAUUCUGCUCACUCAGAUGUCCCUGUGAUAGUGGUAAACCAGUUUGAUACUGCGGCUGAAGAAAGAAAACUGCCAGAAGAAAGGAGCAAAAAGAAAGAGAAAAGGAAGAACAAGUCAAUUUUUCAAGGAGAAAACAUCCCAAGUCCGAAAGCUGGCUCUACCCGGCUACUAGAUAAGCUAGAGGAAGACUAUACAGACCAUCAGGGGCUUUCAAGGGUCAGCCACAGCGACCCCAAUGUCGUUUCCCAAAGAUAUUUAGCAGAGUCGACCAGUAAGGAACUCAACAGCACGGAUGUUCCAAAAAGCACAGCUUCAAAUGAAAUUGCUAGCUCCUCUUCCAGAAAGAGAAAAGACCUUGAAAAGAAAGACGCUUCCGACAAGGCCAGCGUGCCUAGCCCCUCUCCGCGGACAGAGCAGCCUGAGCUGUUUUACUUCAUUGUUUUCCUCUGGGUGUUGGUCUACUGCUUAUUGCUCCUUCCACAGCUGGUUAGCAGCCCACUUUGAUCCCUGUGAGUGAGCCAGAAUAAUAAAAGAUAGCGGCUUGAUGUUCUUUGUUUGAUGUGCCCCAAAAUGCGUUUCUUCAGGAGGUAGAAGUGUUAGCCAAAGUACAGGACUCCACACACCCCUCCCCUGAAUUCAGAGCUCGUUCUUUUACUCAGGUGGCUUGUUACAUUAUGAAGAUUCAGCUCACCUGACUUUGUGUACAUAUAGUAUAUAUAUAGAUAGGUAGGUAGGUAGAGAUUAUAUAUAUAUAGGAGAGAGAGAGAGAAUGAAGACAUUGGGUUAAUUACUUAAUACUUGCAAUUUUUGUAUGUCUGUGCCUUGCUUUAUAGGAUGUUAAAUAAAAUGAAUAAUCUCUUAGGGAAAGAUUUAGAGCGUUCUAGUCUUCAAAAGGAAUCAUUCUUAUACUUCGGAUUUUAUCUACAGCCAUGAAAUCUGCCAAAAAUAUAUGUGUGUGUAUUUUUUGUGUUGCCUUUUCAGUAGAACUUUUUGAUUGAAGAAAGUUGUCCUUCCUCCAUAAACUGAAACAAGAUGUAAUUAUUUUAUUAUCUAGCACGUGCAGCUAGAACCAAUCUAAGGCUGCAGUCUGGUCCCCACUACUGAAUUCAUUGGACUUGCUUCUGAGUAGACAUGUAUCGGAUUGCACUAUAUAGUCUAUGUUAGAAGAAUCUGGAAUAGCUCCAGAGAACUUUCUUCAGAAGUAUGUGAUAUGGCUCAAGACCAGAAUUUAACCAAUUUUGAGGUUAAUGUAUAUGGGAUUGUGAAGGAAUGGCAGACAGUGAUUUAGGUCAGGAAUGGGGAACCUGUGGGUCUUCAGGUCUACACUGUUGUUGUUUUCAGUCCUCAAACAAUGCUUAAUUGAUGACACACACAACCUUUGCAUUGUGUUUCCUUUUUAUCCAAUGUCCUUUGCAUUUAAAUGAAUGAUGUGGAAGAGUAUCACAAUCGUUGGCGUCUGUCUGUUUUGGGAGACAAUGGAGGAGUGCGCCUUUGGAGGUGAAGUCAAACCAUUGGAGAGUUACAGCGCCUGCUGUGGCUGUAUUGCAGGCGGGGCAGAUGAAGGCUUCUGGUUUUGCUGCUUCAGGUGCACCGUGGAUUAAUUACAUAAUUAUGUAAAAUGUCACCACAGUGGACAGCAAGAUGAACAAUGUGGCUUUGGAUGGAAGUUGAACUGCAGUGGUACGGAACCGGCGUGGCGUGCUAUGGACAUGGGGUAGAAUAGAAAUGGAUGCCUCCUUACAUUGCUAAAACUCCAGUUCCCAUCAGGCAGUGGCAAGGCAUGAUGGGAGUUGUAGUCCAGCAUCUCCUGGAGGGCCACAGGCUCCCCUCAGCCUUGCUCUAGAUAAAAAUGAAGGAGGGACCCUUUUUAUACUUUCAGUGGAAAUGUAUGGAAGAAAUGUUGUUAUUUGGAACCGUAUCAGUGUCAUGAGGGUGGGUUAGGAGAGAAGAUGAGCCAUAUACUGAGAUGAGGUGAGAGACUUGUGUUUUAUUGACCAAGGUAGGAGAGUUGUUAGCCUCUGGUUGCCAUAUUAGAAUCCGUAAAAUGCUCAGUCCAUGGUUCUCUCAGCAUAAUCCCGUAGCACCAGAGCUGCAGUGUCAAUGGCUGGCAUUACUAUAUAGUGGAUUCCAGUGUGUGUCUUGUACAUGCUGCUUCCUCUCCCUUCGCACAACCGGAAUUUGUUCCGUGUGUUGACAUGUCAACGAAUGUGAACCAAAGUUAGGGUGUCAGCAAGCGUGAAGGGUUUCAGUUAGGGUUAGGUUUCCCGGAUAAAACUCAUAAUGUCCCAAUGGAUGGGAAUAAGGACAUAAGAAGUUGGACCAGACCUAUAGUCAUUUCGUCCACCAUUUGGUUUCCAAAAGCAGCUAAGCAGAUCCUUUUGGAGAGCUCAGAAAUGGGGCAUGAAGGAACCUGCUCCCACAGGAGGCAGUGAUGGCCACCAGCAUGGAUGGCUUUAGAAGAGCAUUUGGCAAAUUCAUGGAGGACAAGCCUAUCAAUGAACUACUUUCCAUGAUGAUGAUGCUCUACCUCCCCUGAAUCCCUGCUACUGGGAAUCACAGCUGGGCAGUGUGCUCAUGUCCAGUUUGCAGGCUUCCCAUUGAGGCAUCCGGUUGACCACUGUGAGAUCAGGAUGCUGGGCUGGGUGGGCCAUUGGCCUGAUCCAGCAGGCUUGACCUGUUCUGAAUACAGAGGGUAGAAUCCGUUGCACGUCUUUGGGGAGCCGAUUGAAUGCAGGCUCAAUCGUGCACUCCCUGGAUUCAUGCAGCAGAAUGAGGGAGUAGAAUGGCCUGUGCCACUUCAGACUGCAGGUGGGGAAAAUACCAUUUUUAAAAGCUCUCCUGUAUAGAUAAAUUGAUAGAUAGAUAUAAAAGUUCCAAAGAAUCAACAGCCUUUCUUUGUGGUGUCCUGUCAGUUGCUAGAGACAAGGAGUACGUAGAAAUGAUGUCUCCUGCCUGCAGUAAGAAAUAAUGCUGCCAAUUCAGCUUGCCCUGGGGAAGGUUUUAAAUUUAAAAGGCCAUCCAGCCUGUUGACACCCCAAGCUUACUUAGUUUCAAUAAUUUGAAUAAUUUCAAAUUAUUCGAGCCUCUUUGAUGUUCCUGAAUUGACCCAAACGCAUGGCGGUUCUGCCGGGCUUUUCUCAGCCGCAUUAACUCCAUUACUGUUGCCUCUGCUGCCAUCUGCAUGUAACAGCGGCCAAACCUCUGGGGUCUUAUUUCCAUGUCAGAUUAACGUGGCAGGAAGAGGACCUUCUCUGUGUGACAUGAUUUUGGCUGUUUUGAAUUGUGCACGUCCGUUUUGGCAAGCAUCCCGAUUACUGGGAGAAAUCAUUUGGAUGCAGUCCUGCUGAAUUCCCCCUGAAGCUGGGCAAAUGUGCCAUAGCUGCAUUUUUGUUUUCUGAAAAAGUCAAGUCAUCCAUGACGAGCAGCACGAUAGCUCAGAAAAGUGUUUCUCUUGAUGCUACUGAUAUUCUUCCAAAAUGAUUCCUCUGCCAGGAAAACAAAGGGCUGCAGGGAUGACUGUAUUAUUAGUAUUAUUAUUUCUCCCUUUCCACCCCAGUGCUUACCAACUACCCAUUCAAGCGGCAGAGCGCUCAGAUUAAACCAGGCACAGUCUGCAGCUGCUGCCUGAAACAUCAUGCAGUUGAUAGAGUAUGCGGGUUAGCAAAACAGAAUUUGUCUCUUGGGCAGUGCCGAGAAACCUAGCUGAGUUUACGGGAAGGGGAGAAUGCUGCGAGAGAAGCAAACAGUGGCGUGUUGUCUGCCUACUCGGUUUUCCCGUAGCUCUUAGUGAAAUUUGGAGGGUGCUGUUGUAUGAGGCUAAGAAAUCCAUUUCUUAGGUUUUGCAGCACAUAACUGCCCUGUUGCAGCUGCAGCCCUCCUGCCAAUUAACAGCACAAUCCUAAGCAUGUUCACUCAGUGGAGCUUGCUCCCAAGUAACUGUGAUUAGGACUGCAGGCCCAAUCGUGCAACAAGGGCAGCUAAAACCAUCCAGUGCUGUCUAGCUUAAGAAAUGGACCGAAUUCAGCCAAGUAUUUAAAUAACUGUGAAAUCCUUCACUUAAAGCACCAAAGGAAGAAGCUCGCAUUUCCAGAGGUGAAAUCUUGAAACCCAGAACUUUCGUUUAAAUAUAUACUGCAUUCCAAUAUUCUAGUCCUCAGGGUUGUAGAGAAAAAUAGAGAACCUUAUUUUUAAAAAAAGGAAAAGAAGAUCCUGAAGGUGCUUAACCAGAGUUUGUAAAUGAAAUGGAGCAAACCAAUGUGAUGUAGUGGCUCCACACUCUUAUUUAGGACUGGGGAGUUGCUGGUUCAAAUCCCCACUCAGACGUGAAGCUCACAGGAUGACAUUAGGUCGGCCAAACCUACCUUGCAGGGUUGUUGUGAGAAUAAAGUGGGGCAGCAGUUGUGUAUGUUGCCUUGAGCUCCUUGGAGGAAAGGUGGGAUAUAAAUGUAAUAAACAUACAAAGCAACAAAACUUCCUUUAUGAAUUUGCACUACUGCACACCAAUAUUUUUUUCUUGGGUACAUAGUGCAGUUCAUUUAUUUAGGCUGGACAUUUUUUCGUGGGAGAAAUCCUUGACAGAUCUUCUGAGUAAAUAUGCAAAGGAUUGUGCUGUGAUUUGAACUCUACAAACUACUGGCAACCUUUGGCUUAUUCAGGUUUUGUUCUGUGGUGCAUUGGCAUUUCUUUUCAGCGGGGACAAUCUGAACAUGAUGUUACUAAGACAGAAGGAUUUGUUUUUAAAAGCACAGAAAUAAGCAAGCACAUUAUGUACUCCUGGUAUGUUUUCCUGGCCACUUCUAUACACUGAAUGUUUGCACUUGGUCUCCAAAAGUAUUUUUUUAAGAAUAAAUAAAAUGUUUUAUGUAUAGUUGGAACAAACAGCAAAGGGGACGUGGGUUGCCCCCGCCCCAACCAUUGAUCUGUAGUUAUAUUAAAAGGAGAGUGCAAUAGUGAACAGCUUGAAACUUUAUUUUCUAAUGCCUCUGAUUUUCAAAUAAAUAGAUGGAUUUUCUGUACUAAAUUGGUUUGUUUGCCUACUUUCCUCUUUGAAAUCCAUGUUAACCUCUGAUUUAGGAAGUCAGAACAGCUUUUCAUACCGUUUUUGUCACAAGCUGAAAUAAUUUGGUUUAUUAUUAUUAGAGUUUAUAUACUGCCCUAUACCCAGAGGUCUCAGGCGGUUCACAGAAAUGAUUUAAGAAGAGGAAGACAGGUACCAGGGCUUCCAAGCAACAUCUUAAUCCAUGGUUGGGGAGCCAUUUUUCCUUCAGAUAUUUGCUGGACUACAACUCCCAUAUUUCCUGACCAUUUUUCAGGAUGGUUGGGGCUGCUGGGAGCUGGGGUCCUACAAAUAUAAGGACCCCUAACCCUCUCUUAGUCCCUGCAUACAACCACAGGGCUUCCCAAAGUGUGUGGUCCGGGAGUUUCAUUCAGGUGGUCUGUGGACGUGAAAGAGAGAGGAGGCUUUUUCUUCCCCAGAUGAAUAAACUUUGGCUUGCGCAGGAUAGAGAUAAGUCCCAAGUUGGGGAAAGAGGCCGACAAGACACUUGAAAAGGAGCAGAGGGAAAGUCAAAAAGCAUACACAGCAUAUCACGAUUCCUAAACAGGCAGAGAAAUCGUUGAGUGGUCCACCAAGACCCUCCGCAAUUUUCAAAUGGUCUUGGGGCAGGCAGCUGUUUGGGAACCACUGCCCUUCUGUAACAAAGAAUAAUACUUUAACAAAAAUAAACACAGGCUACACCUUUCCCUCACCUGUCUUCUGUUGCCUCCCAUGGGUUGAAUUGUAGAUUG
This is a messenger RNA of Zootoca vivipara (common lizard), 8932 nucleotides long. RefSeq names its product calmin (gene CLMN). Gene Ontology annotation, cellular component: nuclear outer membrane; meiotic nuclear membrane microtubule tethering complex; cytoplasm. Gene Ontology annotation, biological process: nuclear migration. Gene Ontology annotation, molecular function: actin filament binding. The record is from RefSeq and is a predicted model, not a curated record. Lineage: Eukaryota; Metazoa; Chordata; Lepidosauria; Squamata; Lacertidae.